Messenger RNA from Pimephales promelas (fathead minnow), 7572 nucleotides. Lineage: Eukaryota; Metazoa; Chordata; Actinopteri; Cypriniformes; Leuciscidae. The record is from RefSeq and is a predicted model, not a curated record.
CUUGUAUGAGGGACUCGGCGAGCGAGCGAGCGAGACAGGGGAGAGCGAGAGCGCAAUCGGUCGGAAAUCACUUCACUCUCACAUAGGCUAUCCACAGAAUAGACGCGCGCGGUGAGCUGCGGCAAGAGCGCGAGCCCCGACGUCCUCAGUAACACUGAAUGGUGAACUGAUGAUGAGAGAACGCGGACUGGACACUACCGGACAUAGCAGUGGAAGAUUUUUUUUUCUCUUUUCACUUGUAUGCACAGACAGUUGUUGACUGAAGGCUGAAGUUUUGGAGGAUGCUGUCGUGUGGAAUUGGACGUUUCGGGAUGCUGUGAACCCGGUCCGGAGUAGCGCUGGUUCGGGGUUUUCCUUUCGUGCGCAAGGAGAGGACACUUCUCUCUGAUGUGCGUAACCACCAUCAGCCAAGUUACGCGCUCUUAUUUUCUGACGUGACACUUUUUUCCGAUUCAAUUUUACUGAAGCAUCCGUGUUAAAAAAAGAGGAAUUUUAAAGAAAAAAGAAAACAAAAGAGCUGUCAGCGGACAGGGCGCUGUUUUUGUAUCGACAGGAUUGCGGUGGUGCUGAAUUUGGAUUUCCAAGGCACUUCAUUUGUGGUGUGGAAAGGGAACACGGCUUUCGGUCCGACUCUAUCAGCCAAGACUAACUAAUAGUGAGGAGUAACUAUCCGUCAAGCAACAGACUGACGAUGUGCCAGAGUGCCAAUGCGAUGUGGUCACGGUGGAGUGCCAUGCUAGUGUGGAUUUUGCUUCUCCUCUGUUGCUCUGCAAAUGUAGUCAACACCAUCAUCUACCAGGUGACCGAGGAGCAGCCGCCCAACACCCUGAUUGGCAGCUUGGCAUCUGACCAGGGCCUGCCAGACACAGGUCACCUUUACAAGCUUGAAGUGGGCGCUCCUUACCUCCGUGUGGAUGGCAAAACAGGGGAUAUCUACACCACGGAGACCCCGAUCGAUCGUGAGACUCUCAAGGACUGUCGCAACCUUUUCGAGGGUGAUCCUUGUUUCCUAGAAUUUGAGGUGUCUAUAACAGAUCUGAUGAAAGGCACAGGACCUCGGCUCAUCGAAGGCCGCAUAGAGAUAUUGGACGAGAACGACAACACUCCACAGUUCUCUUCACCUGUCUUGACGUUGUCGAUCCCAGAGAACACUCAUGUGGGUGUGCUAUUCCCAAUUCCUGUGGCCACCGACAAGGAUUCUGGAAGCAACGGCAUCGCAGAUUACGCGCUAACGACUGGCCCUGAAGCUGCCAACCUUUUCAGCCUGCAGGUGGCGCAAGACUCAGAUGAGAAAUUGCCACAGCUCAUAGUAUUGGGUAACCUGGAUAGAGAGCAGCGAGAUUCAUAUGACCUCAACAUAAAAGUGAUUGACGGCGGCUCUCCACCUCGCCAGAGUAGUGCCCUGCUCAGGAUCACCAUUACAGAUGCCAAUGACAAUGUGCCCAAAUUUGAGAAGACACACUACGAGGGUGAGCUGCCAGAAAACAGCCCAGUGGGUCACUCUGUUCUACAAGUGAAAGCCAAUGACUCUGACAUGGGGCCCAAUGGAGAGGUGACCUACAGCCUUCAUCAGGCACCACCAGCAGUCCAAAGACUUCUUAGCAUUGACCGCAACACAGGUACCAUUUUUGUCAAAGGCUUGGUGGAUCGUGAAGAUAUCAGCAUGCUCAAGUUCUAUGUCCAAGCUAAAGACAAUGGUCCCCAAUCAAAGAGCUCCAAAUCCCUUGUGACUAUCACAGUGAAGGACCAGAAUGACAAUGCACCCUUAAUCAGGAUCCGGGGCAUUGGUCUUGUGACGCAUGAAGAUGGUGUUGCUAACAUUUCGGAGGACAUGCCUGUGGGCACAGCUGUGGCUCUGGUGGAAGUAUCAGAUCAUGAUGAGGGUGAAAAUGCAGUUGUGACCUGUGUGGUUGCAGGGGACGUCCCAUUUCAGCUGCGUUCAGCUAGCGAAAUUGGUAAUGACCGCAAGAGGAAGUACUUCCUCCAGACAACCACGCUACUGGACUUUGAACGGGUCAAAGACUACAGGAUUGAAAUUGUGGCAGUGGACUCUGGCAAUCCUGCACUUUCCAGCACAAAUUCCCUGAGGGUGCAAGUGACAGACAUGAAUGACAACUCCCCGGUCUUCUCACCCUCCUUGUACCAGGUGGAAUUUGCUGAGGAGAACCAGCCAGGUGACAAGGUUCUGGAUGUGUUAGCCAUGGAUGCUGACAGCGGGACUAAUGCUGAGCUGACAUACAGUAUAACUGGUGGAUCAGUCCCUGAGGGACUGUUUGAAAUUAACCCUAACACAGGAGAAGUACGUGUCAUGAGCCAGUUGGACCGUGAACAAUUAGAUCACUAUCAGUUUCUAGUUGCAGCAGCUGAUAAAGGCGUACCAAGCUUGAGAGGAACUGCCACUGUUGUUGUUAAGGUGCUCGACAGAAACGACAAUGACCCCAAAUUUAUGCUCAAUGGUUACAGCUUCUCAGUCCAAGAGAACAUGCCACCCCUUAGUCCUGUUGGAAUGGUAACAGUCACCGAUCACGAUGAGGGUGACAAUGCUCGUGUUCAACUCUUUGUAGAACCAGACAAUGGCAAGUUUAUGAUUCAAAAUGGAACGUACACCAUCCUUUCGACUAUUUCCUUUGACAGGGAAAAGGAGAGUACCUACAGUUUCCGACUUAAAGCUGUUGAUGGAGGUGAUCCACCACGUUCCUCCUACGUUGGCAUUACUAUUAAUGUCCUUGAUGAGAAUGACAAUGCUCCUUAUGUCACCAAGCCCUCAAACUCCUCAUACAAGUUCUUAGAUCCCCACACCAGCCCAGAAACCCAUGUAGAACGCGUUGAGGCGGAGGACUUUGAUAUUGGCUUAAAUUCUGAGAUGGACUUCAGUAUUGUGGGGGGUAACCCUCAUGGCUUGUUCCGCAUCUCUUCGGAAGGUGAGGUUACGUUGGCUAAAGGGUUCACAUCCAAGCACAUUGGUCUCCACCGUUUGGUAGUAAAAGUUAAGGACAGAGGGACACCGCCUCGCCAGACGACUGCACUGGUUCACAUCUAUGUCAAUGAGACCAUCGGCAAUGUUUCGCAUGUCGAAGGACUUGUUGGACACAGUCUUUAUACGCCACUUGAAAUGGACAUUGCAGGAGAUCCAGAUUAUUCUCAUGACCAGCAAAGUAACAUUCUCUUUGGAGUCUUGGGCGGCCUUUUUGUGGUCAUUCUGAUCUUUGUGGUGGCAGUGAUCAUCAGGCAUGUGGUGAAGGAGAAUAAAAGCGGCUACCAAGCAGGCAAGAAGGAGACCAAAGACCUCUAUGCUCCCAAACCAGGACCUAAGAGUAACAAGAACAAGAAGGCAAAGAAAAGCAAAGCUCCAAAGCCUGCCAACCCGUCUGAAGAGGACGAGGGGGGAAGUCUUCAGAAAGGCCUAAAGUUCAACCUCAUGGAUGAGACCGUCAACGAUAGCCCUAGGAUUCACCUGCCGCUCAACUAUCCCCCUGGGAGCCCAGACCUGGGGCGACACUAUCGGUCCAAUUCUCCUCUGCCAUCCAUUCAGCUCCAACCUCAGUCACCUUCUGCCUCAAAGAAACACCAGGCAGUGCAGGACCUGCCGGCCACCAACACCUUUGUAGGAACCGGGGACAACAACUCAACAGGCUCAGACCAGUAUUCGGAUUACAGCUACAAGGCCAACUCUUCAAAAUACAGCACCAAACAGCUCCCGCAUCGCCGAGUGACCUUCUCCACAGCCAAUCAGGCGCAAGAUCUGCAGGAUCCUUCUCAGCACAGUUACUAUGACAGCGGCCUGGAAGAGUCGGAGACACCCAGCAGUAAGAGCUCUUCAGGGCCGCGUAUCGGGCCCCUCGCCCUACCCGAAGACCACUAUGAACGCACCACCCCUGAUGGCAGCAUCGGAGAGAUGGAACACCCCGAGAAUGAUCUGAGGCCUCUACCUGACGUGGCCAUGACGGGAAAAUGCACGCGCGAGUGUACGGAAUACGGCCACUCGGAUUCCUGCUGGAUGCCCGGACAGCCCUCACCCAACCGCACCAAGAGUGACAAGAGUGGGCCCAAGCUCUCCACCUUCGUGCCUUACCAGGAGAGGGAGGGUCAGGAGCGUCUGAUGGCUGACAGCAGCUCUAAGCCUCAUGGAGAGGAGCGGAGCGGAGGCGGGAGCAACAAAGUGGCCAGCAUUCGCUUUUUGCCUCCCUACACUAGUGCCUAUUCUACAGGCGGCGACUCCGGCAAGGACUGCGCCCGUGAGGAGAUCCCCCUCAGUCAGACAGCCGAUUACGUCCCUGCCACUACACCCUCCAACCAAGGCUCCAAAAGAGAAAUCUACCUGUGAUUCAUCUGUCAUCCGCCUAGGUUCGAUUCCACAUUUGAUCCAAUUUACUUGUGAUCAGCAAUGCCUGUGAGAGGAUAAAAAGGCCUCGUUUUCAGAACACCUGCUAAUUCUACUACACCACCAGACGCCGAUUUACACUCAAUGUGCAUCUCCAAUCCCCUCAAUCCACAAUCCUAAUGGCUGACACAAAACAGCUAGAGACCUUCUUUAAAAACCUUGGGGUUUUAUACAACCCUGCACGUUGCUAGAGGCUCUGGAAGCCAAAUAGGGAAAGAAAAGAAAAUAGAAAACAAGUUUGUGAAUAUAAAAUGAAGAACACAAUCCCCAUGUACACAUCUAAUGAAUGAAUGUAAGGACAUUUUUUAAGUGAACAUUGUGAUAAGUUAAUGUCAAGGUUAUAUUCCUAUUUGAUUCUGAAUUUUGUUUGUUUAUAUAUAAAUAUAUACAUAUAUUACUUAUGAUCAGACUAGUUAUGCUUACCUAAAAACAUGUACACUGACCUACACAUCCAAAUAGUACCUUUUUGUUCCUUUAUGUGUGUAUCUCUACUAUGAACUCGAGCCAGAAGAACUGGCAAACCAAAUACUGGCAAACCAAGAGUGAAAUACAUUCUCACAAUGUAUAAUUUACUGUAGAGAAAACAUAUUCACCUUUCUUAAAGCACUGAAGGGUAAUUGUUUCUUACAUUUGUCUUUUUUCAUAGGAAACUCUUUUCUUAAUGUACAGUGAUGUAAAUACCAUACGUCUGACAGAACAGUUUUGAUUUAUGAUUUAGCUGUACAGACCCGCAUAGCCGUGACUUCCUUGUGUUGAUGGUAGUAGAAGGAACAUUGCUCAGAGGAUUUGCCUCCCUGUUAGUAAAAGAAGGACAACAGUUUUGGACCACGGAAUGCUAUAGAUAAUCCAUCCGUAUGAGCCUCCACAGUUUGGCUUUAUGGGAAUCACACGAACAUGGAAUUUGGGGCAAAAUCCAACGGAAACAAAUGAAUUCCAGCAGGUUUGCAUGAUGCCAUUUGUCAUUUCGGACAAAUUUGACAGGCUUCAUCGGUUCCCAUAGGAAGCUCUCCCAGUGACUGUGAUAGUCUUUUGCUUCAUAAGAAGACGACAUACAAGAAGGUUUUAGGUGUGUUGCCCUCUGGAAGAGCUUUGUUCAACCCAUCCAAUCAUUUGGAAGGAGGAACAACUUUUACAAAAAAAAAAGAGAAAAAAAAAAAUACCUGAACUGUCCAUGUGCUGUGCAAUAGCCUACUCAUUUUUGGACGUGUCAAACUCUGUUGUGUAGAUGUGUGGUUUUGUCAGAGAUUUUUGCUCUACUCUGUGGUGACCCUGUCAAAAUGAAUGCAACACACGAGAUAGAAAUGUUCAAAAAUCAUGACAGCAGAACAUUUCUCUCGUGUUUGACCACAUUAAAGUUGUAUUCAACAAAUCCAGUAUAUUCUAGAACAUCUGUUUUAAGUGUACUUUGAGCAUAUGACAUAAGACUCCUGAAGCGAGCUUAAGUCUAAAUUGUGCUAACCUAUUCCCGCAAUGUCACGCUCGUCUAACCAGGGAGCUUUUGUUGGAAAUGCUCAUUUCCACAUCUAAAAGCAAGGUCUUUCAGAAAGUUUACAGGAAGUUCAUUUAGGGCCGUUAUUAAUAGCGGCUGGCGGUAACAGGGAUUGCUUCAGUUGCAACGCAGGUCAGCAAAAGAUAUAAUGAGUAUUCGAGGCCUGAGCUAUACACACGCUAAGUGCACUAUAAUUUACACCAUGUCACACAGCUAAGUCGCCACUUAAAACCGACUCUGGUGAAAAAAACGGGGAUAUUGCCAUUAACUCUGUAGGUGUCGAUUCAACGUUCUCAGAAAUUUGUGCUUUGGGUUCAAAACAACAGAAACAGAAAAACAACAACUACAGACAAAGUGACCCAACGCUAAAGGCUGUUGUCUCAGGUGAUGGAUGUUUGGUGCAACACUUCAGACAUUGCACUUCCUUUUGUGAGUUUGAAUUCAUUUAGUUCACAGCUGACCCCUUUAUUUGAAGACUGGAAGACCAAACACUUAAAUGACUAAGUAAAUAAAGACGUAUUUCCAGUUUUACUGGGUCUUUGGUCCCUGUGUGUCACAUGACACCAUUUUUUUUUUAUUUUUUAAACAAGCAUUGCUGAGCUUGUGACAGACCUGAGGAGAUACCAUUGUACGCAUAUAACUUCCUGUUCUUUGUAAUCAUCCCAGCAACUACUGACCUUCGAGCCGUUUCCUGCAGUGACAAACAGAAGCUGGUCAGGACCUCAAAUGCUGUAUGACAGUUAGACAGUCUUUCACUCCCACUGGGAAAUCCUGGAAUUUAUCCCCGGAGAGCAACUGUCACAGAUACUGAUAGGUCAAAACACUCGAAGUGUAUGUGAACGUGUGCGUCUUUGCGACCUCUGUAACAGACAGUGUAGGUACACAGAGGGAUCCGCUCACUGCCUUUAAAGCAAGGAAUUUUUAAGCGCUACAUAUACAUUUUGUUUUUUGUUUUGUUUUUUGGCUAGGAUUUUCAAUGGCCAAAUUGUGUUGUGGCAUCUCGUUGAAUAAAAUGGUUCUUACUGUGUGAAACAUUGGACAGUGGUGCUGAGAAUCUGAUGAAAAAAAGUCUUAAGAUUGUCAUAGGGUGAAAAGCAAGAAAAAUAAACAUUGUAUAAGGGGGGAAAUGGUUUAGUGUUAUAAUCCUGCAAUUGUAGCUGUUAGUUUGUUAUUUGACAGCAACAUGUUUUAAGUGUGGGGAUUCUGUCAUUUUUUUCAAUUCUAUUUUUUUUUUUUUGGACAGUUUCUAGGUCUGAAUGAAUCUGUGGCUCAAAAUGUAUACUCAACCAAUCUUUUUAAUUUAUUUUGAACUAGUGAACUGCUGUUGUUUCAUCCCAAGCAUAAUCUCUAAUUAUUUAUGUUUAAGCUAAUUUAAGAUACAUUCCACACAACCCUGUUAAACAGUAUUGUUAUCAGCAAUACACUUAUGUCCUGCUUCCACGAUUUCACACUAUUAGAGCUAAAUUGACAAUAGUUAUUUGUUCUAUAGGCUAUAUAUACGUGUUGAUUUUUUAUUUAUUUUAUUUUUUAUGAGGAUGUCUAAUGCAGCACAUAAUGUGAACAAUCACCUUUUUUUGUACCUACAAUCUUUUCUUUAGUCUUGUGUCCACUUUAUGACCAGGCCCAUAUGGAAUCUUCUUUUCUUGCCUUGGUAUUUGAAGAAAAAAAAAAAAUCUGCGUAAUGGAUUUGAACAUGGUAAAA